This is a messenger RNA of Saccoglossus kowalevskii, 2265 nucleotides long. RefSeq names its product glutamine--fructose-6-phosphate aminotransferase [isomerizing] 1-like. Gene Ontology annotation, biological process: protein N-linked glycosylation; fructose 6-phosphate metabolic process; carbohydrate derivative biosynthetic process. Gene Ontology annotation, molecular function: carbohydrate derivative binding; L-glutamine:D-fructose-6-phosphate transaminase (isomerizing) activity. The record is from RefSeq and is a predicted model, not a curated record. Lineage: Eukaryota; Metazoa; Hemichordata; Enteropneusta; Harrimaniidae.
GUGUUCCACUGAAUCACGCAGCAGUCAUUACAGCAAGAUGUGUGGAAUAUUUGCAUAUUUGAACUACCUGGUCCCCAAACAGCGCAAAGAAAUCCUUGAAAUUUUGAUAAAAGGAUUGAAAAGACUUGAAUACAGGGGAUAUGAUUCCGCAGGUGUUGCUAUUGAUGGAGACAACGAAUUGGAUUCCACGAAAGUGAAUACUAUUCGUAUAAUUAAAAAACGUGGCAAAGUGAAGGCAUUAGAUGAAGAAAUAUAUGCACAAGAAGAUCUGAAUCUGGAUGUAGAGUAUGACAUGCACAUUGGUAUUGCUCAUACUAGGUGGGCCACUCAUGGUGUACCAAGUGCUCUUAACAGUCAUCCACAGAGAUCUGAUGAGAACAAUGAAUUUGUUGUUAUUCACAAUGGUAUUGUCACCAACUAUAAAGAUAUUAAGAAAUUCUUGGAAAGUAAAAACUAUGAAUUUGAAUCCGAAACAGACACGGAGGUCAUCGCCAAGCUGAUCAAGUAUCUGUACGACACUCAUGAAACAAAAGAUGUUACGUUUCGUGAACUGGUUGAGGAUGUUGUUCAACAAUUGGAAGGAGCCUUUGCAUUGGUCUUCAAGAGUGUUCAUUUCCCUGGAGAAGCAGUAGCCACCAGACGAGGCAGUCCACUGUUAGUUGGGAUUGCUGCCAAGAAUAAAUUCAGCACUGAUCAUAUACCAAUUUCUUACCGUGACAACCGAGGUCACCAUGAUAGUGGAAUAACAUUGGAGCGUUCUGACAGUCUGGUAGGAUUUCAAGUAGUUGGUGAUAACAAGGAAGUGGAAUACUAUUUUGCUAGUGACGCUAGUGCCAUCAUUGAACACACUAAUCGAGUCAUCUACUUAGAGGACAAUGAUGUGGCUGCUGUCAAAGAUGGUGGUUUGUCCAUUCACAGAAUUAAGAGAGAAACUGGAGUGGCUCAGUCUCGUGAAGUACACACAUUGAAAAUGGAAAUACAGCAGCUUAUGAAAGGAAAUUUCAGUACAUUCAUGCAGAAGGAAAUCUUUGAACAGCCAGAGAGUGUUACUAACACAAUGAGAGGAAGAUUGAAUUUCGAGAACAAUACUGUUUUGCUGGGUGGAUUGAAAGACCAUCUGAGUGAAAUACGUCGCUGUCGUCGGCUGCUGUUCAUUGCUUGUGGGACUAGCUUUCAUAGUGCUGUUGCUACUCGCCAACUGAUGGAAGAACUGACUGAAUUACCAGUCAUGGUGGAACUUGCCAGUGAUUUCUUGGACAGAAAGACACCAGUGUUCAGAGAUGAUGUCUGCUUUUUUAUAAGCCAAUCUGGUGAGACUGCUGACACGCUGAUGGCUCUACGUUACUGUACAGAACGUGGUUCCCUAACAGUCGGUAUCACUAACACCGUUGGCAGUUCAAUAUCACGUGAUACACAAUGUGGUGUGCAUAUUAAUGCUGGUCCUGAAAUUGGUGUCGCUAGUACUAAGGCCUAUACCAGUCAAUUCAUAGCGCUUGUGAUGUUUGCUUUGAUGAUGUCUGAAGACAGGUUAUCUAUGCAAGCGAGAAGAACGGAAAUAUUCAAUGCACUCGAAAGAUUACCAGGUCUGGUAAAGGAAGUUUUAAAGAUGGACGACGAGAUUCAUAAGUUAGCGCAGGAGUUGUACCAACAGAAGAGUAUCCUGAUAAUGGGAAGAGGUUUCAAUUACUCAACCUGCUUGGAAGGGGCAUUGAAAAUUAAAGAGUUAUGUUACCUGCACUCCGAAGGCAUCCUAGCUGGUGAACUGAAACAUGGACCAUUGGCAUUGGUGGAUAAAACCAUGCCUGUUAUUAUGAUUAUCAUGAAAGACAAUACAUAUUUGAAAUGUCAGAAUGCCUUACAACAAGUGGUUGCCCGAGGGGGUCGUCCAAUACUGAUAUGCGAGAAAGGUGACAAUGAAAACCAGCAGUAUGGAUCCAGAGUGUUGGAAAUGCCGCAGAAUAUUGAUUGUUUACAAGGCAUUCUGAAUGUGAUUCCGCUCCAGUUAUUAGCCUUCCAUAUUGCUGUACUCAGGGGAUAUGAUGUGGACUGUCCUCGUAAUCUUGCCAAGUCUGUAACAGUGGAAUGAACAAUAUCCAAGCAUUUGUCUAUUUCUGUCUUAUGUACUCUUUAAAACAUAUCUGUAACAUUUUUACGCAAACAUAUAAUUAUAUAUAUAUACAUUACUUGCAAUAUUUGGGGGAUAUUUUUUUUUCAUUCAAAGCUUUUGGGGAUGUAAUGUAAAGUUUUAAUGUUUUUUUCUUGAGG